UCUAUAGUGCACGUUUAUAGCUUCAUAUUGUUCGUGUGUAUAUAAUUCGUUUUUUCUUAAUAAUUAAUUGAUCCAUGCAACGUUACCAAUCUAAGUUUGAUGAUUUCGCUUUCUUAUUUCGUUGUUUUCAAUAAUAUUACUCUUAUUCCAAACAGUUCUCAUAUAUUAAAGUUUAUAAUACUAUUUGUUAAAAAAUUCUCAUGAAUUGUAAAACAUUGCUUCUUCUAAUAAUGAGGUCGGUACAACAUAUGAAUACCAAAAGAGUUUUCAUCGAUCAUGUUGCAUAUAAUCCUUCCAACAACAAUAAUUUGCCAAAUGGUCAAACACCAACUCUCCAACAUUCCUUGUGUUCCCUUAAUGGAUUGCUUGGUUCAACUUCUUCAACUAGCUAGCAUGACCCACCCGUCAUUUUUUUUGCCCCAUUUUCCUUAUUUAUUUAUGUUUUCUGGGGAAGACCUACCCAUCAUUUAAAUUUGAAGAAAAAUCAUUAUGGUUACAUUUGUUUCUAAAAUAAAUCGAUAAUAUACAGUAUGCCUAAAAUAUCACUAAGGUAUGUUUGUUUCGUUUUUUUUAGUGUGUGUUUUUAGAUUUUUUUAUAUUGAGAAUAUAAAAAUGUAUAUUAAAAAUAUAAAAAAGUAUGAUGAGAUAAGACAGUUAUUAUUUUAUUAAUAUAAAAAAACUAUAAAAAAAACUAAACAAACAAAGCCUAAAUUUUGCACCCAAUAACAUCGCCACCUUUUCCCCAAUCAAAUCUCUCUUUGGUUGUCAGCAUGAGGGAAGGUAUAAGAGUGGGAUUCUAGAUUCUCUACAUCGAAAAAGUGGUAUCUGAAUUUGAAAGUACAAUGUUAAGAUAAUAAUUUGAACUUGUCAACAUUUCGAGUAAACGAAAAUAAUUAUAGUUUGACCUUGAAUGAUAUAUAAUAACAAUCAAUUGUAUAAAGUCAUUACACUAUCAUUUUUAUUUAUUAUGUAGUGAUAAAUACUGAAUAAAUUAAGCUUUUCUAGGCUAUCUAUCAUUUUUAUUUUUAUUUUUUUUGUUUCUCCCUGUUGCAAUUUUGUAAGAAGUUGACCAAGCUAAAUCAUACUUUGACUUUUUAUAGUUUUUCCUAUCUUCAUACAUAUUUGUGAAAUUACUCGCUCACCUAAUAUUUUCUGUUUCUUUUUCAUGGAUGGAUGUUCAAAUAAUCCAAGAGCAGAUCCAAAUGGUCCCAUGUUUUACAAUGGAAUUUACCAUCUAUUUUACCAGUACAAUCCAUUUGGCGCAGUAUGGGGAAACAUAGUUUGGGGCCACUCAGUAUCAACUGACUUAAUUAACUGGAAACAGUUAAAACCCGCAUUAACCCCAUCAAAACCAUUUGACAAAUACGGUUGUUGGUCCGGGUCGGCAACCAUCCUACCGGGUAACAAACCCAUCAUUCUCUACACUGGAGUAGUCGAUGAAAGCCAGCGAACUGAGGUCCAAAACUACGCUAUACCUGCCAAUUUAUCCGACCCGUAUCUCCAAGACUGGAUCAAACCAAAUGACAACCCGAUCAUCGUGGCUGACCCGGGAGUUAACACCACCGCUUUCCGUGACCCGACAACUGCAUGGAUGGGUCGGGAUGGACGCUGGAGAACCGUUAUUGGGAGCAGGAGAAGUCACAGAGGGAUUGCAUAUUUGUACAAAAGCAAGGAUUUUAAGAAAUGGGUCAAGGCAAAACAUCCGUUACACUCGGCGCCAAAGACUGGAAACUGGGAAUGCCCGGAUUUUUUCCCGGUGCCGGUGCAAGGUACAAACGGGUUAGACGUGUCACUUGUAGAAAAAAGUGACGUCAAAUGCGUGCUUAAAGUCAGCCUUGAUACCACGAGAUACGACUAUUACACUAUUGGUAAAUAUUACCCUAAGAAUGAUAGGUACAUGCCUGAUAGUAACUUUGUGGAUGGCAUGAAUGGUUUGAGAUUGGAUUAUGGAAAUUUCUAUGCUUCCAAGACGUUUUUUGAUCAAAGGAAGAAACGAAGGAUUUUGUGGGGUUGGACUAAUGAAUCUGAUACGAGAAUGGAUGACGUUGAAAAAGGAUGGGCCGGAAUUCAGUCUCUUCCGCGAAAAGUUUGGCUGGAUCCAAGCGGGAAGCAAUUGUUGCAAUGGCCAAUUGAAGAGCUGGAAACUCUUAGAGGACAUAAGGUUCACUUGAAGAGUCAAAAGCUCAAAAAGGGGAACCUUGUUGAAGUCAAAGGAAUAACACCUGCCCAGGCUGAUGUUGAAGUGGUUUUUUCUUUCCCAAGUUUGGACAAAGCUGAGCCAUUUAAUCCAAGCUGGGCUAAAUUUGAUGCUCAAGAGCUUUGUAGUCGAAAGGGUUCUACUGUUGAAGGAGGCCUCGGGCCAUUUGGGAUUUUGACUCUGGCAUCCAAAAAUCUCGAAGAAUUCACUCCCGUCUUCUUUAGAAUUUUCAAGAUGAAAAACAAUUUCAAGGUUCUACUAUGCUCUGACGCUUCAAGAUCCUCUUUGAAAAAGGAAUUGUACAAGCCAUCUUUUGCAGGCUUUGUUGACGUAGAUUUAUCAAGCAAGAAGCUCUCUCUUAGAAGUUUGAUUGAUCAUUCGGUGGUGGAGAGUUUUGGGCAAGGAGGAAAAGUGUGCAUAACCUCGAGGGUUUAUCCUACUUUGGCAGUCUUCAACGAUGCCCAUUUGUUUGCAUUCAACAACGGCACUGAGGCCAUUUCGGUUGAAACCUUGGACGCUUGGAGCAUGAAACAACCUCUAAUCUACUAG
Molecule: messenger RNA, 2746 nt
Organism: Oldenlandia corymbosa var. corymbosa
Lineage: Eukaryota; Viridiplantae; Streptophyta; Magnoliopsida; Gentianales; Rubiaceae
Source: the annotation of a GenBank genome assembly